AUGGUUCUUAUCGCUGCUUCAAUUAUUACUAAAACAGGAAAAGCUCUUGUAAGUCGACAAUUUGUCACUGAUAUCUCUAAAUCAAGAAUGGAAGGACUCUUAGAUGCAUUUCCAAAACUUGUCGGAUCCAAUGAAAAUAAUCAACGUCAACAUACAUUUGUAGAAACAGAUUCAGUUCGUUAUGUUUACCAACCAAUGGAUAAUGUAUAUAUGGUUCUUAUAACAACAAAAGCUUCAAAUAUUUUAGAAGAUUUAGAAGCAUUAAGAUUAUUUGCUCGUGUCAUUCCAGAAUAUUGUCAUUCAAAUGAAGAAAAAGAAAUUUUUGACAAAGCUUUUGAUCUUAUUUUUGCAUUUGAUGAGAUUGUUGCUCUGGGUUACAGAGAAAAUGUAAAUCUUGCACAAAUAAGAACAUUUACGGAAAUGGAUUCACAUGAAGAAAGAGUACAUAAUCAAUUGAAAGCAAGUCAAGAGAAAGCUGCAAAAGAUAAAAUGAAAGAAAAAGCUAAAGAAUUAAAACGAAUGCAAUUGGAGAAUGCUAAGAAGCAAGCUAUGUUACGUCAUGGAUCUGGAUUUACUUCUACACUAUCAUCUUUGAGUUCAUCAUCUCAGUCAACACAACCAGUUGCUGUUGAGGAAAAGAAACCUGAACCAAAAGCUAAACCAGCACCUACACGUGUUGGUGGUGGUAAAGCACUUAAAUUGGGAGCUAAAAAAAGUCAAGAGAGAUUUUUUCAAGAUAAAUAUUUAAUUCUCAAUUAUUGUUUAUUGCUUAAUUUUUUAAUAUAA
Strongyloides ratti is the source of this 786-nucleotide messenger RNA. Its product is annotated as Coatomer subunit delta. Gene Ontology annotation, biological process: Golgi localization; retrograde vesicle-mediated transport, Golgi to endoplasmic reticulum; endoplasmic reticulum to Golgi vesicle-mediated transport. Gene Ontology annotation, cellular component: cytosol; COPI vesicle coat. Bases 1 to 786 code for a protein of 261 amino acids. The record is from RefSeq and is a predicted model, not a curated record. The transcript is spliced from 5 exons. NCBI's taxonomy places the organism in Eukaryota, Metazoa, Nematoda, Chromadorea, Rhabditida, Strongyloididae.